[Candida] anglica is the source of this 1524-nucleotide messenger RNA. The record is from the annotation of a GenBank genome assembly. Lineage: Eukaryota; Fungi; Ascomycota; Pichiomycetes; Serinales; Debaryomycetaceae.
AUGAAGUUAUACUUUGAAGCCGAGGAGUUUCUCCGUCCAUCAACUCAUGGAUCACUUCAAAAUAGAAUUUUCAAUAAGAAGCUUACCUCAUCUCCUAAACAUGUGUAUGCAGUUGUAUAUUCAACAUUAAAAUAUAAGGAAUAUAUUACUACAAUUAUCAGAAAGUCCAAGAUUAAAGCAACCCUUACGACAAAGAAACUUAAGAUUUCUGAUGAACUCUUACUUCUUCUUGUACAUGAUUUAUUAUUUUCUGCAAAGGGAAGAAUUCAGCUGGGGAAACAUCCAAUAAAAGAUGCCUUCCUUUUACACAAGACAAGACUUCAAGCAGAAUUUAUUAAAUUAAAAUUAAAGCACAAGGCCAAAUCAGUGGAAGAUCUUCCAACCGCCGAUGUAGAUGGAGAUGAAACUCCAGUUAGAUGGUUUAGAGUAAAUACUAUUAAAACUACCGAAAAGAAGUUUUUCUCCGAACACACGACCUUCAAGAUUUUGCAGCCAGUUAGUUCAAUUGAAGAAAUUUCAACUACUGGAGUCAUAUAUAAAGAUGAUUACAUUCCUAACUUGUAUGGUAUUCAUCCUCGUGAGAAGAUUACUUCAACUCAAGCAUAUCUUAAGGGAGAACUUAUUAUUCAAGAUAGAGCAUCUUGUUUCCCGGCCCAUAUUUUGAACUAUGAUUCAUCAGAUAUACAUAGUAGUGUAAUUGAUGCAUGUGCAGCCCCAGGUAAUAAAACUACUCAUUCCGCUUCAUAUUUACCAACUGAAGGAGUUAAUGAAGAAGUUAGUCCAGUUGUAUAUGCAUUUGAAAGAGAUUCCAAUAGAGUUAAAGUUUUAAAAAUGAUGUGUGAAAGGGCCACUGGUAAGGCUAAAAAGGAUCUUAUUCAAAUUACUCAUGCUGAUUUUACCACUACCAACCCUCUGGAUUUCCCUGACGUCACUGGACUUGUAGUUGAUCCUUCAUGUAGUGGAUCUGGUAUUUUUGGUAGAGCAUUACAAGAUUCUCAACAAGAACAAGAUAAGGAAGAAGUUGAUACUGAAAGACUUAAUAAAUUAGCAGGAUUCCAAUUCAAAAUAGUGAAACAUGCACUUCUGUUCCCAAAUGCUAGAAAAGUUGUUUACCUGACAUGUUCUAUCCAUCCACAUGAAAAUGAAAGAGUUGUUGUGGAUCUUUUACUGGAUCCAGAAUUGAAGAAACAAGGUUGGAAAUUAGCUGAUAGAAGUGUGGUUAUUCCAGAUUGGCCAAGAAGAGGUUGGAAGGAAGAGUUUUCAUCUUGUGCUGAGAAUGAAGAGAUGGUUGAAAAAUUGGCUGGAGGGUGUGUUAGAGCCGAACCAAAAGUUGAUGGUGGGAUUGGAUUUUUCGCUGCAUGUUUCAUCAAGGGAGAAGGUAACACUGUAGAUGUAAAGAAUGUCAAGGCAAAGAAAAAUGACACUAAACAAGCCGAAAAGAAGAAGAAGGUACAACAAAUAGAAAAACAAGAAGAACAAAGAGGAGAAAUAGAAGAACAAGAAGAAUGGUCUGGAUUUGAUUAG